Molecule: messenger RNA, 1025 nt
Organism: Phytophthora infestans T30-4
Lineage: Eukaryota; Oomycota; Peronosporomycetes; Peronosporales; Peronosporaceae
Exons: 1
Coding region: 306-1025 (239 amino acids)
Biological process (GO): mitochondrial respiratory chain complex III assembly
Cellular component (GO): mitochondrion
Molecular function (GO): protein binding
Source: RefSeq, a predicted model, not a curated record
UCAUGCGGAGUGUAGCAAUACGAGCGGCUAGAGCAGCUUCCUGCACCCAGCGCAGCGGCGCGGCCCUGGCAAACAAAUGCUUGGGCGCUUCCUCCAUCCGCUCGCAGAAUGUUGUAACUCAGGUGUCUGUUAGAUCGCUCGCAUCCGCUGCCAGCGCAUCACACCCGGAAGCCUCGCACAAGCUCGCGUGGGCUGUGACGGACAUUGCGCCACCGUCUCCAGGUCGCGGCUUUAUCGGCCGCUCCUCCAACGUAGAUGUGACCAAGAGCCAAAACCCCAUCCAGCGUUGGCAUUGGCUGUGGAAGAUGCUGGGCUUUCUGAACGAGGACGACCGACUGUUCCGCCACUCGACCGCCGUGUUCCAGAGCUGCAUGAACUACACGGCCAGACCAGAGUACUACCACGCACUUGGACUUCCGCGCACCUUUCGUGCGCAGCAGGCAUUGCUCAUGGUUCAUGUAUGGCUAGUACACCGGCGCUUGGCGCUGGAAGGCGAGCAGGGCACGAUCAUGCAGGAGCUCAUGUUCGAUCGUCUGUGGGAGGAAACCGUCGUGCGUAUCCGCUACCAGGACAUCUCGGAACUUACAGUGAACAAGCACUUGGCUCAGGUGCAGCAAGUCUGCUUCAACGCCUGCAUCGCCUACGACCAGGGCUUGAAGAACGGUCCCAACGCUUUCCAGACAGCAGUGGCCCAGCAUUUGCUUGAGAAUGAGACGCCAGAGGGUCUGCGUAUCGCCAGCAUCAUGGCCGAAUACAUGAAGCGCGAGCUUAAGAAUCUGGAGAAGGUCGAUGCCAAGUAUAUCAUAGAGGGAACCAUUCCAUGGAGCCCUUUGCCGGCGACCCACGUGAAGACCAUCGCGGAGGACGACGAUGACGACGUAGUGCUGAUUGGACAGCGCUUUGGCAACUGGCGCGCGGCUCUGGACAACCGCGGCAAACUCUACUAUUGGAACAUGACGACGCGAUACUCUGUCUGGGACCAACCCACUGGCGACAAGCUCCACGAGGGUGUGGAGCAGAAGUAA